AUGAUUCAUUUAAUUCGAUUAAAGUAUUUUAUUAAAAAAUCGGAUCAAUUGACAUAUUUAAGGCUAUCAACCGCUAGAAAAAAACUAUCUUCAGUGAUAUUAUCUGAUGAUAAAUCGUUAAAAUUAGAUAAUGAACAUAUGAAGGAUGUUAUUGAAAAAUUAGCCAGUUUUCAUUUGACAACAAGUUUCAGUACAUCAUAUUCAAGUGACAAAGAGAACGAGACUAAUGCAACUGUGAAAUAUAAAAAAUGGCCUCCAGAAAAAUCACUACCAGCUAUUAAAAGAGGGGAUAGAAAUACACAACAGUCGACCCAAUUAUGCUUGACAGACACGACAUGGCUUUUUCUUACAUAUACAGUACUACUAGGCCAUAUAAAUCGUAGUUCACCACUACGUCUACCAUUUUAUUUUUAUUUUUUAGGCGAAAUGAGUAAAGAAGAUAAAAAGAAGUUGAACACCACAGCUGUGGUUGAACGUUUUGUUUAA
Molecule: messenger RNA, 486 nt
Organism: Didymodactylos carnosus
Lineage: Eukaryota; Metazoa; Rotifera; Eurotatoria; Philodinida; Philodinidae
Source: the annotation of a GenBank genome assembly